This is a messenger RNA of Schizophyllum commune H4-8, 1191 nucleotides long. Its product is annotated as Clavaminate synthase-like protein. NCBI's taxonomy places the organism in Eukaryota, Fungi, Basidiomycota, Agaricomycetes, Agaricales, Schizophyllaceae. The transcript is spliced from 5 exons. Gene Ontology annotation, molecular function: oxidoreductase activity. The record is from RefSeq and is a predicted model, not a curated record. Bases 1 to 1191 code for a protein of 396 amino acids.
AUGGCCAUUGAACUCAUCCCGCUGCCGCUUCCUGCGAGCGCCGAUCCGUCCAAGUUCCAGCACUUUGGGCGUGAGGUUAGGGGCGUUGACCCGGCGAACUUCACGGAGGAAGAGUUCAAGGAGAUCGAGGAGGCCUUGUACAAGCAUGAUGCGCUCCUAUUCCGGGGCACUGAUCUCUCUCCGGAGAAGCAGUAUGCGCUCACCAAGGCCUUCGAUCCGACCUGCGAGAGCUAUGGCCACGGAAACAACAAGACUGGCAGCGAGAAGAAGUCGAUCCUUCAUCCCGAUCUGAAGACCAUCCCCCGUGUUCCCCAGGUGCAGCUCAUCGGCAAUGGCACCGUGUACAACCACGAGGGUCUCGCCGAAGCCAUGCUCAAGCACCCCUCGCAUACCACCUUCCACAAGACACGCGUCUCGCCCGAGGACGAGGCGAAGGGCCACACCCGCUUCUACCGCUGGCACAUCGACGCCGCGCUCUACGACCUCUCCCCGCCGAAGGUGACGACUCUGUACGGGAUCGAGGUCCCCGAUGGUUCGCCGCAGGUGUGCCGCUACGACGAUGGAACGGGCGACGAACUGCCGGUGCCGCUGGGCACGACGGCCUUCGUGUCAGGGCGCACGAUGUUCGAUAUCCUGCCGCAGGAGCUGAAGAGCUUGGCGGUGCGCUCGCGCGUGAAGUACGCGCCGCACCCGUAUGUGUGGAUGGCGCCGGCGCAUGCGCUGUCGACGGGCCUUGGGCUGGAGAGCGAGGGGCUUGAGCUACCGCUCGACGAACUGCCGCCUUGGGAGGAGAGCAAGCGGAAGACAUUGCCGGUGACCUGGAAGAACCCCGUGACGGGCGAGCUGCACUUCCAGGUGCACCCCUGUGGUGCUGCUGAACUCAUCGUCGACCCCUUGCCGGAGGGUGCGAAGCGCGAGGGUGCGCUCUACCCUGACGGCGCGCAUAUCACGGACCUGAAGGAGGUCCGCGAUCUGCUGUAUAAGAUGCAGCGCCCUGCUAUUGCACCGCCGCUUGUCUACCCCCACGACUGGAAGCCGAAGGACCUCGUCAUCUUCCAUAACCGCGGUGUCCUUCACACCGUUGUAGGCGCGUUUACGAAGGAGCAAGUGCGGGCCUUCCACCAGUGCAACCUUGCCGCGUCGGCGGACCCGACAGGCCCCACGCCGGAGGACGUGAAGAAGUAUGCGUGA